Molecule: messenger RNA, 1917 nt
Organism: Hevea brasiliensis (rubber tree)
Lineage: Eukaryota; Viridiplantae; Streptophyta; Magnoliopsida; Malpighiales; Euphorbiaceae
Product: CMP-sialic acid transporter 3
Exons: 16
Coding region: 227-1429 (400 amino acids)
Biological process (GO): pyrimidine nucleotide-sugar transmembrane transport
Cellular component (GO): Golgi membrane
Molecular function (GO): pyrimidine nucleotide-sugar transmembrane transporter activity
Source: RefSeq, a predicted model, not a curated record
UAGAGUAGUGAAGCUGCGAUGUUACCAUUUCACCUCUCUCUCUCUCUCUCUCUCUCUCUCUCUCUCUCCGUGAAAUUGUAAAACGCUGAAACUAAUAAAAAACGAUUUUAUGGUCUCUUCAAUCUCCCCCCUUCUUUGAUCUCUCUGUCCUUUUCUACAUAAAAUUUUUUUACCAAAUCGAUCGGUUUAGUUUUCUUCAAGCAUUUUUGGUUUGCUAUUGGGGAGGAUGAUAGAAUGCAGUGUUUGCCACUCCAAAUUUUCUCCCACAAGCAAAACCGUUUCCAGAGCUUACGAUAGGCACAGGAGUGAUGUUUCUUCCAAAACGCGAGCACUUAACGUUCUUUUGGUUGUUGGUGAUUGCAUCUUGGUUGGUCUCCAGCCAAUAUUGGUUUACAUGUCUAAGGUAGAUGGCCAGUUCAAGUUUAGUCCUAUAAGUGUUAACUUCUUGACCGAGGCUGCUAAGGUUCUUUUUGCUAUUAUUAUGCUUUUCAUCCAGGCUCGAAGUAAAAAGGUUGGGGAGAAACCUUUUCUCUCUUUUUCUAUCUUUGUACAGGCUGCUCGAAAUAACGUGCUUCUUGCUGUUCCAGCUCUCCUUUAUGCUAUUAAUAAUUAUUUGAAGUUUAUUAUGCAGCUAUACUUCAAUCCUGCAACAGUGAAGAUGCUGAGCAAUCUGAAGGUUUUGGUAAUUGCAGUCUUGUUGAAAAUAAUCAUGAAGCGACGAUUUUCAAUUAUUCAGUGGGAGGCUCUUGCUCUAUUGCUUAUUGGGAUUAGUGUGAAUCAGUUACGGUCUCUACCUGAGGGCACCACUGCCUUGGGCCUUUCAGUUGCAACAGGGGCAUACUUGCAUACACUAAUUUUUGUGACUGUUCCAUCACUAGCUUCAGUCUAUAAUGAGUAUGCUUUGAAGAGCCAGUUUGAGACCAGUAUUUAUCUUCAGAACCUCUUUCUUUAUGGGUAUGGUGCCAUAUUCAAUUUCCUUGCCAUCCUAAUAACUGCCAUUUUUAAAGGUCCUAGUACCUUGGAUAUCCUGCAAGGUCACUCAAAGGCUACCAUGCUUUUGAUAUGCAACAAUGCAGCACAAGGAAUUUUAUCUUCUUUCUUUUUCAAAUAUGCAGAUACGAUUUUGAAGAAGUACUCGUCAACUGUAGCCACAAUUUUUACAGGAAUAGCAUCUGCUGCACUUUUUGGUCAUACCCUGACUAUGAAUUUCGUCUUAGGAAUUUCUAUUGUGUUCAUCUCCAUGCACCAGUUCUUUUCACCACUUUCAAAGGUUAAGGAUGAACCACUGAAAGGUGGUCUAGAAAUGAUGGAUGGUGAAAGCAACCAGAGGUCUAAGGAUGCAUCCUUCAUAAAUAUGACAGCAGGAGCAAAUGAAGAUGCUAGUCAUCGAGUUGAACAUGAUGAGAAGGCACCACUUCUUCCCAUCUAAAGUUGCACCAGUUCUUCCCAUCUAAAGUUUACUGUGGGGAGCGAUCAGCGUGUACAUUUCUAGGCAGGAAUUAUCAGUAGUUGAGAAUACCAGCACUUCCAGUGACACAAUAGAAUAAAUGCUGUAGAAGAGAUUCUUUAUUUCAUUUUGGGGUUUGUGGGAACCCACGCCAUACCUUUGAGUAAGCUAUCCACUAAACAUCUUUGGAGCAUGAGAGGCUAUUGAGCACCUGGUUUCUGGGAAAGGGGAAGGGGAGACAGGUUAAAACAAUAUUUAUAAAGAAAUGCAGCAAUUUUUGUAAUUCGUCGGUCUAUGCCAUAUCCAGAAAACUAUUACUUUUUAUUGUGAUAUCUCUUCAUAUAUGUUCGACAACACUUUCAUGAAUUUUGGUAAUGUAAAUGUCUUGAAUCCUAUAAUGUCGAAAUGCUGAUAUAUUGCAGUAUCUGGAAAUGCUGGUUUCCUGUUGAGCACCAGCAAUUUUACUUGUA